This is a messenger RNA of Populus nigra (black poplar), 1510 nucleotides long. RefSeq names its product UMP-CMP kinase 3-like. Lineage: Eukaryota; Viridiplantae; Streptophyta; Magnoliopsida; Malpighiales; Salicaceae. The record is from RefSeq and is a predicted model, not a curated record. Gene Ontology annotation, molecular function: ATP binding; UMP kinase activity. The transcript has 7 exons. The coding region runs from base 157 to 774 and encodes 205 amino acids. Gene Ontology annotation, biological process: 'de novo' pyrimidine nucleobase biosynthetic process; CDP biosynthetic process; UDP biosynthetic process. Gene Ontology annotation, cellular component: nucleus; cytoplasm.
AACCCCCCCCCCCUCUCUCCUGUAUAAAUUCGAAGGGAGGCAAAGGCCCAUCCUCAACCUCAUUUGUCCAAAGCAGUUAAUAUUUCCCUCCAUUAUUUUUCUCUCGCUCCGCUCCCCAAGAUUCUGCAUUCAAAAAACACUAAUUAAUCGGCACUCAUGGGAACUGUUAGUGAUGCUGAGAAGAAGCCUGCUGUUAUUUUUGUUUUGGGUGGCCCUGGCAGUGGAAAGGGUACCCAGUGUGCCAAUGUUGUUGAACACUUUGGUUACACUCAUCUCAGUGCUGGAGAUCUUCUUCGAGCAGAAAUUAAAUCUGGCUCUGAAAAUGGAACCAUGAUUCAGAACAUGAUUAAGGAGGGAAAGAUAGUGCCUUCAGAGGUAACAAUAAAGCUCCUCCAAAAAGCAAUGCAGGAAAGUGGAAAUGACAAAUUUCUGAUUGAUGGUUUUCCCCGCAAUGAGGAAAACCGAGCUGCGUUUGAGGCUGUUACCAAAAUUGAACCAGCAUUUGUCCUGUUCUUUAAUUGUCCUGAAGAGGAGAUGGAGAGGCGCAUUUUGAGCAGGAACCAGGGAAGAGAAGAUGAUAACAUUGAAACUAUAAGGAAGCGGUUUAAUGUUUUUCUAGAGUCCAGUCUUCCUGUGGUUGAGUACUAUGGCUCAAAGGGGAAAGUUAGGAAGGUUGAUGCGGCAAAGUCUGUUGAAGAGGUUUUUGAGGCAGUUAAAGCCAUCUUUACACCAAAAGAGGAGAAGGUAAAGCACCAUAGCUAUGCUAUCUUGUAGGCAUUUCAUUAUGAAUGGAGAGUCAAAUCUUGAUCAAAGAAUACAUUUUAGUUUCUGAAUAUACCAUUAGAAAUGUGAGCUGAAUCAAGCUUUGUUUUCUAUCGGUGCAGAAUGAGAUGCAUAUUAUUUUAUUGCCAUGACUUAUUCGACAUGCAUUUUGUGGCAUGAAUAUUAGCAGUUGAUUGUUUAUGAUAGAUUUCAGCCCAUGUAUUGAAAAUAACCUCACAUUAAAAGUCAGCCUAUAUGCUUCCUUCAAGAAGCCUUUGCAAACCUUUAGUUUCUUGAUAGGAUCUAUAGUUGCCAUCCAAUUACCUUUUAUUUCCCGGGUGCUGAAUGCAAUCAGGAUUCUUCUAAAAGGUGUGUGCAUGCGUGUGACAAAGCAUAGAACUUAGAAGGAACAUUUGUUGUGCAAGUUUGAGGCUUGCAAAGGCAUUCUUAAUGCAACAAUGCUUACUUUCAUAGCACCGUUUUGGACCCUCCAGGAAUGCUCAAGUGAGAUGAAUACUGAGUAAUGACCUUUAUGUGGCCAGAUACGAUGUGAAUGCAUGCAAUAUAUACAUCCUAGCAUAUAAAACAAGAAAUUGCGUGUGUGAUCUUGAACUUUGCCAUAGGAUAUAGGGAAGAACUUUCAUUUUCUGAUACAUAUGGCCCACCAGUAACAGAAACUUCUCUUGAACAUAACAAAAAGGUAAUUCAAUGUUCAUAGAGAUAUCAUGAACUCAGGUUUUAUGGAAAA